AUGGGUGCAGCGCUGUGUUCGUGCGGUGGCCCAGAAGAUCAAGGUCUCAAUGGCCUCGGCUACGACCAUUUAGGUCAUCCUAAAAAUGGUCGUAUGGCUGCCGCUGCGGGCAAAUAUGGCGCUAAUCCACCCACGUAUCAGCAUUUACAGCACAGUUCUCUACUUUUAAGUCGUGGCGAGACAUACGCACUGUCAGAUGAUGCGCACGAUGAGGGAGGUGGUGACACGUACGGUUGUCGAUAUGGAAGUGCACAAGAUUAUGCGAACGCUCUUCGCGCGAAAUUGCAAGAGCCGCCACUCAGUCCUCGUAGCAAAUUUCACUUACUGACCACCCGCUUGGCAGUGGGCAGCAGCACUGAGAGCAGUGGAGACUCAAUCAGUGAUGAAGAUGCAGUAAAAAGACGAAAUAAACGCGCUUGGAACUCUUAUUUGUUUCCAGAACAAGGCGAGGACGAUGACGUUGAGUCCGUAACUGAAGAAGACUGGAAAGAACGCGCCAAUCCACUUAUCACCAUCAUCGUGCCGCCUGGGCCAUGUGGCCUUGUGCUGCAAGGAAAUAGCGACGACUCAAACAUUCCAAUUGUGGACGGAUUUGUCCGCAAAUAUGACGGUAGGAAGAGCACUAUCGAGAAUUCAGGCCUUAUCAAAAAAGGCAGUGUGUUGUGCGCUAUCAAUGACAUUGACGUGACGCGCAUGCCGUUAAAAGAAGUGAUUCGUACACUUAAUCUGUCAUCGCACCUUGAGCGCGCCUUUACAUUCCGAAACGGUUUCCAGCACCGGACCUUAAUGUGA
Messenger RNA from Plasmopara halstedii, 792 nucleotides. RefSeq lists its product as uncharacterized. The transcript has a single exon. Bases 1 to 792 code for a protein of 263 amino acids. Lineage: Eukaryota; Oomycota; Peronosporomycetes; Peronosporales; Peronosporaceae. The record is from RefSeq and is a predicted model, not a curated record.